CGUUUCCGCCCUAGGGGAAAAGUUACAUGACCCCCUGACUGCUUUACCUCGCUAAUUGCAGUAAUCGCAACAGGAAAUAUGUCAAAAUCAAUGACGUCAUAGAAUUCAAGACAGUACUUUCGUAAUGCACUGCUCUCUAUAUCGGAACGCUAUUUGUAGUAUUGAUAAUACUCGGAGUGAAUAAAGGAACGCACUCUUAAAAUCGAUAUGACAGAUUUUCUAACCCUCAAUAGUGCAAACUUUAAUGAUUUUCUAGUCAUAUAACUCGGGAGAAGUUGAAGGCACAUAGCUGAAAUAGAAUUCCAGCACUCUCCAUCUGGAGGGAAAUAAAAAAAAAAGAAAAAUUUAACGAUUAAUAUAUUUGGUUUACGGGACAGAUCAAUACAUUUUUCUGCCAAAUUUUUUGUUUUGUGCAAUAACGCGAAUAUUUUUAUCGAAAUUGGAGAUUUGCGAUUUUUUUUAUUGAUCACGAUCGCGAUCUUUCGGCCGAUCCAUUGUUUACACAAACCAGUUGUUCGUUCUACUAAAAAUGUUGAUGUUGAUAUUCUUGCUGGUUGUGGUGAUCGUUCUCGUCGUGCGUAAAUUCUACCUGAAGAAGCUCAAAUCUGGUAGAAAUGUUUGCGUUCUGGUGCUUGGCGAUAUUGGCAGAAGCCCACGGAUGCAAUAUCACGCGAUUUCUCUCGCACGGGAAGGCUUCAUCGUAGAUCUCAUAGGUUAUCCUGGAUCACCACCGAUGAAGGAGAUUCUCGAAAACAUGCACGUGCAAAUACAUUAUCUGCGACCGCCUCCGGAAUUGCAAAACAAACUACCACGUCUUCUAUGUUAUAUAGUGAAAGUAAUUUGGCAAACUGCUGAUCUUCUUUGGUCAUUAUUUAACAAACACAUAUCAGACUCGCUAAUUAUGCAGAAUCCACCUGCAAUACCAACUAUUCCAGUAUGUUGGUUUUAUUGUAUUCUUAUAGAAGCAAGAUUUAUAAUUGAUUGGCAUAAUUAUGCACAUUCCCUUAUGGCAUUGAGCCUAGGAAAGAAUCACUUCUUGGUUAGACUGGCAAAAAGCAUCGAGACAACAUUUGGUUAUAGAGCAAAUAAUAAUUUGUGUGUGACCCAAGCAAUGAAAGAAGAUUUAGAGAAAAAAUGGUUUAUCCAAGCAAAAGUCCUAUAUGAUAGACCAAUAGAUAAUUUCCAUCCCUUGACUUUGGUAGAAAAGAACGAAUUUCUAUGCAAAUUAGCUGAGAAAUAUGAUAUAAAAAUAUCUUGCUCACCCAGAACAUCUGGCUUUAUUGUAUCUAGCACUAGUUGGACCGAGGAUGAAGAUUUCUCAAUCCUGUUGAAUGCGUUACAAGAAUAUGAAGAUACAUGUGAAAGUAAUGAAUCAAACUUGCCAGAUUUGAUCUGUGUGAUAACGGGAAAAGGACCAUUAAAAGACUUCUACAUGGCUAUUAUUAAUUUAAAAAAAUGGAAACAUGUCGAAAUAAAGAUGCCAUGGCUUGAAAAUGAAGAUUAUCAGAAAAUAUUAGCUACUGCAGAUUUAGGUAUAUGCCUUCACACCUCAUCCAGUGGACUGGAUUUACCAAUGAAAAUUGUUGACAUGUUUGGCUGUUGCUUGCCUGUUUGCGCAUUCAAUUUUAAUUGCUUAUCAGAAUUGGUAAGGCACAAUGAGAACAGUUUGGUAUUUGCGGAUGAGAAAGAACUAGCCGAGCAACUGAAGAUGUGGUUUCAAGAUUUCCCUGAUAACAAGACACAACAACAAUUACGUGAAAAAUUUCAAGGAAACAUGUUUACGUCACAACAGAAUCAUAAUGACUGGCACAGUAACUGGACAUUCAAUGUGUUGCCCUGUCUUUAAGAAUAAUACGUUUUAUUAUUUCUGUACAUAAUUAUAAUUUUUUGUACAUGCUUUUUAUAAUCUCUGUCAUUUUUCAUUAUAUAACCAACAUUAUUUUUAUUAAAAAUAUAAGAAAUUUUAUUGUAUUAAUAUUUUAUUAUACUUUAUGUUAAUUAAAAUAAUUUACGAUCACUAUCAUAAAAUUACUCUAUUUUGAAG
Messenger RNA from Pogonomyrmex barbatus (red harvester ant), 2044 nucleotides. RefSeq names its product ALG1, chitobiosyldiphosphodolichol beta-mannosyltransferase. The record is from RefSeq and is a predicted model, not a curated record. Gene Ontology annotation, cellular component: endoplasmic reticulum. Gene Ontology annotation, molecular function: mannosyltransferase activity. Lineage: Eukaryota; Metazoa; Arthropoda; Insecta; Hymenoptera; Formicidae.